Ictalurus punctatus (channel catfish) is the source of this 3923-nucleotide messenger RNA. RefSeq names its product G protein-coupled receptor 37 like 1a (gene gpr37l1a). Lineage: Eukaryota; Metazoa; Chordata; Actinopteri; Siluriformes; Ictaluridae. The transcript is spliced from 3 exons. Gene Ontology annotation, molecular function: G protein-coupled peptide receptor activity. Gene Ontology annotation, biological process: positive regulation of MAPK cascade; adenylate cyclase-inhibiting G protein-coupled receptor signaling pathway. The record is from RefSeq and is a predicted model, not a curated record. The coding region runs from base 174 to 1634 and encodes 486 amino acids. Gene Ontology annotation, cellular component: plasma membrane; signaling receptor complex.
GAGUUGGGAGGAGAGAAAGCGUUUUUUUUCUCUGAAACGGUCCAAACUUUCUCGAGAUUUUCUCCUCAGUUGUUUUUCUCUUCAGCGUACACACUCAUCUCUCUCUCUCUUUUUCUUUUUCUCCCUGUCUGUCUCUCUGUCUCAGGACAGGUUUAUUUUAUUCCCUCAGUAAAAUGAUCCAGUUUGUGUAUCUGGCUGUGCUGUGUGUGGGAGUGAUGGAGACGCGCCGGGUGAAGAACACGUGGAGCCCCUCAGUGACCCCGUCACAUGACCUCCUCGCUCUGUCCCCCAAUGGACUGCUCAGUUCUAGCUCUGCGCUGACACACAGUACCCGUGUAACAGGCGAGUCAGAGGUCACUUCCCCAGACGGUCAGAGCAGGAGAUUGGCCCGUGGCUCUAAAGCCGGGAGAUCAAAGCAGAGGGCGGAGCAUUAUGAGCACCGACACCCGCGGCCCUUCGACCCGGACAGUUAUUUCACCACGCCGAGAGUUUUUAAUGGCUCUCUGCUGGUGCACAACCCACUGUACCCGGUGACAGGCGAGUCAUACGGAGCGUAUGCUGUGAUGCUGUUAGCGCUGGUGGUGUUCGCGGUGGGCGUGGUCAGUAACCUGGCUGUCACAUGCGCUGUGUGGCACAACCACUACCUGCAGAACGCUCGCAACUGCGUCCUGGCGAGUCUGGCACUCUGGGACCUCGCCGUCAUCUUCUUCUGCCUGCCAGUCGUCAUCUUCCACGAGCUCACCAAGAGACGACUGAUGGGAGACGUGUCCUGCCGCCUCGUACCCUUUAUAGAGGUGACGUCUCUGGGCGUGAGCACCUUCAGUCUCUGUGCUCUGAGUGUCGAUCGCUUCCAGACGUUAACAAGCUCCUCCUCCUCCUCUUCUUCCUCUAAGACCCCCGAGUCGUUCGGCUCCAUCGUGUCAAAGCUGUCAGUGAUCUGGGUGGGGUCGCUGCUCCUCGCCGUCCCAGAGCUCAUGAUUUGGCGUUUGGAGACGGAGCUGUCUCGUGUCUCACGUCUCCCUGUAGACUCGUGCAUCCGUCUGCCUCCUUCAUCACCUCAGCUCUCCGAGUCUGUCUAUUCCCUCAUCAUGACAUACCAUGAGUCGCGCAUGUGGUGGAUCUUCGGCUGCUUUUUCUGCCUGCCUUUGCUCUUCUCGUUCUCGUGUCAUCUUCUGACGAGCCAGAUCUCCGAUAGCACGGUCCACACGUCCUCUUCCUGUCCUGCGUCCUCAUCUUCCUCCUCGUCCAAGAAGCUCGUCACGAUGCUAGCGAUCGUUUAUGGUGUGUUCUGCCUCCCCGAACACACCUGGAAUAUUGUGCUCACCUACGCCGGAGUGCAAGUAGACAGCGCCACACUGGCACUGCUGGCUUUGAUUGGUCAGUUCCUGAUGUUCGCCAGGGCCUCGGCCACGCCCAUUUUGAUCCUCAGCUUGUGUCGAUCGUUGGGGCAGAGCUUCGUGGACUGCUGCUGUUGCUGCUGUGAAGAAUGUCUGCCCAACAAACCUACGCCAUCUCUGGCGUCAUCAUCUGUGUCAUCGUCACCAGCUUUGAAGAAAGAAAAGAAGACUCAGGUCGACUUUGAGAAGAACAUGAAAGAGAAGUCAGCUGAGAUAGCUAUAGGAACUCCAUGCUGAGAGAUCUCCGAUCAGUCCUGAUCACUGUGCUGUUACACACACAGCAGAUCGGCCGUGUACAACUCACCGAUUUCAUUCAGAACUUCCACACUCAUAUAACCUGUUCUCCUGAAUAUAACAGAGCCGGACACUGACUCCGCCCACUUUAUCAGUGGAAUAGUGAACUGCACAGUGUUUAUAGUCCAGCGUAAUGACGUGUCCGUUAUGUUCCCUUGUUCUGGACAUUUCGGACAGGUUUAAACAGCGACACACUGCUGAAUGGAGCCACAGCUUCAAUUAUUCAAUCUAACAACGAUAACCUUCAUAUUAUAUUAUAUUAUAUUAUAUUAUAUAAAUCUUAUCAUGUGUUAUUACGUUUAUUCGUUCUGUAAGCUGUAUGCGAUUAAAUACGAUCUUACUCUGUGAUUUUAGAGUCCUGAGGAAUAAGAACAUGCUGGAUGUUUUGGUUAGCGAGUUCGCUUUGGGUUCAGCGCCUACAACAGCAUUUGUUUUUGUACAUUGGACAGAGUCGCUGGAAAUUAGACAAGUGCUAAUAAAUAAAAUCCACAAUACACACCGAUACUUCAACACCACCACCAGCCAUCUGAGAGGAGGUUCUCGAAUUGGGCAACUUUUUUAGACAGGUAGUUUAGAAAUGUAGAACUCUUAAGGGUUCUUUGGUUGUCCCUCUUGGGGAACCCUUAAAGGUUUUUACAUGAAGAAAUGGUUCCUUUUUUGGAAGCUAAGAACCUUUUAUUAUCCAGUAAAACCCCUGAAGAACCACUCUAUUCUAAGAGUCCGUGUGUUAGGAACUAAAUCCAAAUUAUUCAUCAUUAUUUUCUUCUUAAAACUAGAACCUGUCAAGUAACUUUAAAAAACAGCUGUUUAAAGGGUUCCCUAAUGGGUUCCUUGGAUAAUUAAGAGUUCUUUGCCUUCUAAAGGUGUUGUAUCGCGUGUCAGAACCCUUUCUGCCAGAAAAAACACUGAAGAUCACAUAAGGGCUGUAAAUGUUGUAGAGUGUAUAAUGUCAGAACUUUGAGUAUAAAAUAUAGCCGAAUUGUGAACACUGUGAGAACACACUGAUCAACACUGAGGUGGUUACAGGUGUGUGUCAUUAACAGCUGAGUUAAUUGAAGGGUUCUGAUUGGCUGCUGCUGAUGACAUGUAACUUUAACAACUUCAGGCGGCAGUGGAUUUUGGCCUGAAACUCAGACCUGUGUUCUGUCAGCUGAGUUAGAGCUGGGUUUCAUUUCUUCAGCUCAUUUUCUGUGUUGAACAGAGAGAGCCUUCUUUAGUUUGUGAUUCUAUCCUCAGCUGUUCUCUACAUGUGUGUUUAGGGUUUGAACAUUUCUCUGGGAUUUUGUUUUCAAGUUUCCGUCUCAGCUGAAACUAGUUUCAGUGUUUGUGAUGGUUUCUGUGUGGCUCUGCUGCAUAACUUUUCUAACAUUCUAUACUGAUAUAAACAGAACAUAUUACAUCAUUAAUCUGCACUGGAGUUUACUCUUAACUUAAUCCAACACCAAACCCCUGAGAAAUGACCUCUAAAGCCUCACAUCAGUGAAUCGGUGUUUAUAAUCCCAGUGUUUAUAACCGCAGUGUUUAUAACCACAGUGUUUAUAAUCCCAGUGUUUAUAACCGCAGUGUUUAUAACCGCAGUAUUCAUAAUCCCAGUGUUCAUAAUCCCAGUGUUUAUAAUCCCAGUGUUCAUAAUCCCAGUGUUUAUAAUCCCAGUGUUUAUAACCCGCGGUUCUGAUGAACAUGUGCAGAUAAACACGUCAAGGGAAUUAGAAAUAAAAUCAAAUGAUUAAAAUACACAUUACGUUUAUUAUUCUGAGAUUCAGAGGUUGUUUUUAUUUUCCUUCCUCAGUGUUGGGAGAUUUAUGGAAUCCUCCAAAUAAAAGUCAGUAAUAAACUGUUUAAUGAGGCAAAAGUACAAUAAUGGAUCAUUUCAUUGAGUUUCAGACUUUAGGAAAUUAAUAUGAGUUGUUUUUUAUUUUGUAUCUCUGUGAUAGGUCUGUGAUGUUGGGUUAGGGUUAGGGUUGUGUGUCGUGUGACCCCAGAGUAAGAGUUUAUUGUAGAUUACAAAAAUGUUUAACAUAGUCGAAGAACAGAACAGUAAUAACACUCUGUACCGUCAUCAUCCACCCUUCAGAACACUUAUAUAUCAACCAUUUAACCUGGAAUGUGUGUGUGUGUGUGUGUGUGUGUGUGUGUGUUAAAUCUGAACUGUAGUUCAAUAAUGAAACUUGAAGGUUUGUAUUAUAAAUUUUCAUUUUUUUCGCAGUUGAACUCAAUAAAAGUUGAAAGAUG